Messenger RNA from Cylindrotheca closterium, 948 nucleotides. NCBI's taxonomy places the organism in Eukaryota, Bacillariophyta, Bacillariophyceae, Bacillariales, Bacillariaceae. The record is from the annotation of a GenBank genome assembly.
AUGCAAGAAGCUUCAGAAUCCACCACUACAGGAACCUCUCAAGGGCCUUCACCCUUUACUAGUGCCCUUGAUCGUCUUGAACAACCGACAGGCUUCGAAAAUGUCUUCCAUCAGGGCCGUGGUUCCUUUCAACAAGGACGUGAGUCUGCCAUGAAAGGAUUGGAACAAGGAAAGUCCCAGCUGAACAUGUUUGGGACAAACUUGAAGACGAACAUCAAUCACUUUGUGGAGAAAUCACAGGAUCAGCAAAUCAGGAAUAGGGGGCAGUGGCAUAACUUUGGACAGCAGCUAAAGACAAACGUGAACCAGUUGGUGGAACAAGUCCCGAAAGCUUUGGGGCCUCGACUCGGAGAACAACACACUGCCAAUGGCAGAGUUUCAUUGAGGAACUUUGGUCAGCAACUAAAGACAAACAUCGGUCAACUCGUGGACCAACAGCAGCAGCCACAGCCCGACUUGUCGAAUCAACUUAAUACACUGAAUGCACGUAUGAAGGAAGAGGCAGAACGACGGGAUGUUCGAAAAGUUAGUGAAGAAGCCUGUAGGAACGAAAUGAAAAGUCACCUGGAAGAAUUCUUGCAAAAGAUGCCGAAUGCAACCUAUGAACAAUGGAUCGAAGAUUUGCAUCCAGAGAACUUGUCCGAUCCACAGUUGUUGAAAGAAAUGGACAAAGAAGUUGACUUAAGAUUUUAUGUAAAGGAAUCAGAUCAUUUGAUAUUGUGGAACCAAAAGGUUCAGGAUCCUGUCCGCCAAAUUGCACCCAGAAAUCGAGUCUGGAAAGAUGACAGCAAGACGCAAUUGAACCAACCAGCGUCCGAGCCUGUGGAUUUGCUCGGUGGUGGAAUGAGGCCUGCUGCGAAAGAACCAACACCUACAUUUGCGAUCAUUCCAAACAACAAUACCACUGUACCAACACAAGGAGGCGAUAUCGAUCUAAUGUCUUUCUAA